Molecule: messenger RNA, 1902 nt
Organism: Colletotrichum chrysophilum
Lineage: Eukaryota; Fungi; Ascomycota; Sordariomycetes; Glomerellales; Glomerellaceae
Exons: 3
Coding region: 1-1902 (633 amino acids)
Biological process (GO): transmembrane transport
Cellular component (GO): membrane
Molecular function (GO): transmembrane transporter activity
Source: RefSeq, a predicted model, not a curated record
AUGACGCACGAGAAGCACUCCCUCGACACCCGCCGUGUCUCUGUUGACGCGGACGGCGAGUCUCUCGGUCGCCGUACCUCAGCACUCGAAGAGGUCCCUACCUUCGUCCCGCCGCCCGGUUUCCCAGGUCUUCCUAUUACUCGACGCAGGAGCACCGUUUCGCAGACCUCGCGAGUCACCUUUGAGCAUGAGCGCCCGGAUGAUAUGGAGGAACUCGUUCUGAGUGCUUCCGCCCUGAGCCGCCACCGAUCGCGAGACAGGCGUGAGUCUCAAGACCACGUCUUCGAGCUUCCUGCAUUCCCUCGCGCGGCGAAGCCUGGUCCCGUUAGCACUAUUCGAGAAGUUCCCUCCGAGUUUACGACACCGCAGUCGACGCGGCCGCCAUCUCCAGUCUCCGGCUUUGCCUCAGGACCGCCAUCCCCAGGAGAGAGGUCCGGUACUCAGACACCGGCCGAAUACGAAAUCGGCGCGGGGCAAGCUUACCCAGACGUCGGCACUGUCGCCUCCUUCCGUGGAGCGAUUGUACUCCUCUGCACCUGCGGUGCACAACUGAUGGACAACGUUUUCAUGACAGGCGUGAACAUCGCUCUUCCAGCUAUCCAGAAAGACUUUGACGUCAAGAGCGGGGAGCUUCAGUGGCUUAUCUCGGCUUACACCUUGACUUUCGGCGGCUUCCUGCUGUUGUCCGGAGUUCUGGCCGAUCGCUUCGGAAGAAAUUUGAUUUUCUGCUCUGGCAUGGCGACUUUGAGCAUUUGGACCAUUGCCAACGGUUUCGCGACCUCAUUCAUUCAGCUCUCAAUUUUCCGAGCCCUCCAGGGCAUCGGCGCCGCCAUGACAGUACCGUCGGCGGUGGGCAUCAUCAGCAACUACUUCGUCGCCAAGGACCGAACUCUUGCUCUGACGAUCUUUGGUGCCGCUGGAGCUGUUGGAUUCUGCCUAGGCUUAAUCUUCGGAGGGUUCUUGACAUCGUCACUGGGAUGGAGAUACAUCUUCUACAUCCCAGUCGCAGUCACCGGCACCCUCGGCACGAUUGGAUGGUUCUUCCUCCCCAAGGACCGCAUGGAGGGUACCUCGCGCCCCAAGCUAGACUUUGUCGGUGCUGGUCUCUCAACUGCCGGGCUUAUUUUGCUCAGCUUCGUGCUCUCCAGCGGUGGCGAGUACGGUUGGGGCAAAGCUUUCAUCAUUGCUCUGCUCAUUGUUAGCAUUGCCAUGAUUGUUGCCUUCACCUACGUUGAGAAGAAGGUUGCCAACCCCAUCAUGCCACUUUCGCUGUGGAAACUUGAGAACUUUGCUGCUCUGUGGAUCGGCGGAUUCGUCAUGUACGGCGGAUACCAGACGACCAUCUACUACACGACCCUUAUUGCGCAGGAAGUGAACAAGCUCAGCGCCGGCCAGACUGCACUUCGUUUCCUUCCUAUGGGUGCCACGGGCUUCAUCUUCAGCCUUUCUAUGUCUCGCAUGCUAGAGAUAUUCAACCCCAAGUGGCUUCUCGCUGUAGGCAUGGCCAUUUGCGCUAUCGCGCCAGUGCCUGCCGCGCUUAUGAGGGACGAUGACCUCAACUUCUGGAAGCAUAUAUUCCCUACAACUGUCAUCGGUGUCGCUGGAACGACAAUCGUGUACUGCACUAUCACCGUCGUACUCCUGGCCUCAGUUCCAGUGAACGUCAAGAGUCUCUGCGGCGGUAUGAUCAACACCGCAUUUCAAAUCGGCAGCGGGUUUGGGCUUGCGGUUGCAAGCGCAGUUGUGCAGGCGGUCGAUACAAAGAACGGUCACGGUAUCUUGCAACAAUACGGAACAGGUCUAUGGUGCUGCGUUGGUUUUGCCGGUGUUGGUGUUGUCGCGAGUAUCUUCGGGGUUAAGGACGUUGGCAGAGUCGUCAACGGUCCUGUGAUGGCGCACUAA